CACAUGCAUUAUCUCUCCAGCAGUCCUGAGGCAGGAAACCCAGGGGUUGUACUCAGUGAACAUAGACGUACUGGUGUUGACCCAUACAGCUGGUGGGAUGCUGGUCUUUGUGAAAGGAGCUGUUCGGUCACUGACUGUUAGCAGAGCUGGGCGUCUUCUCCAGAAUCGUCACUCCAGCAUCUACAGCAAGCCACCAAAAAACAAGAUUGGACCCGGACAAAGUUUCUUCAUUUUGUCUGUGUUUGCUGUUGCACUCCUGGCUCCUGCCGGCUGGAUUCUGCAUCACAUCCCAGAGUAUCGCCAGAGACCACAAACUCCAACUUCUUGAAGAAAACCUAUCUCUGCUCGGGUCAACUUACCUGAUGAGACUUGGCUGCUUCUAGGUCAUUAUUCACCUGCAACUGACUUCAUAUUAUACAACAUAGACCUAUUAAACUUUUAGUAGUAAUAAUAGUGUCCUCUUGUUGAGAAACAGAAUGUAAUGAGAUGGUGUUUAAUGCCUUAGGACCGUUGCCCUUAAUGCCACUGUAAGCAAAAUCUGUGGACUUUAAUGCAGUCAGUGACUGCACGUUUUCUUCUAAUAAAAUGUCGCCUUUA
This is a messenger RNA of Misgurnus anguillicaudatus (oriental weatherfish), 597 nucleotides long. Its product is annotated as cytochrome c oxidase subunit 8A, mitochondrial. The record is from RefSeq and is a predicted model, not a curated record. Lineage: Eukaryota; Metazoa; Chordata; Actinopteri; Cypriniformes; Cobitidae. Gene Ontology annotation, biological process: mitochondrial electron transport, cytochrome c to oxygen. Gene Ontology annotation, cellular component: mitochondrion; respiratory chain complex IV.